CGCGCGGUCGCACUCGCAGCUUUUCCUCUCUCCAGCCCGUGGGCAUUGUUGUAAAGACAGAAGGACAAUACAAGAAUAGAGUGGCGGAUAAUAGAGCCUCAAAAGGGGCAUCAGGGAACCCGUCCUCUAUUGGACCCGAGCGGCUCUGUCCUCGUGCAUGAGCCACUAUAUGAGAGGCGUGUGGCGGCUGAAGUCGUAGUUUUCACAGCGACAGACACACAGACAGACAAACCGGGAUGAUUCUCAGACCGAGCGCAACUUUUGCGGUGCUCUCCGUUCACGUGCUGCUGCGGUGCCUGUGGAUGCGGGUAUGUGAGGCUUCGGGGCAUUUCGAGAUGCAGGUUUUGUCCAUGCAGAAUGUGAACGGGGAGCUGCAGAGCGGCGCGUGCUGUGACGGUGCGCGUGACCCGGCGGAGCGCUCCUGCGCGGCGGACCAGUGCGAUACGUUUUUCCGCGUAUGUUUGAAGGAGUAUCAGUCGCGGGUGUCUUCGGGAGGCCCGUGUAGCUACGGAAGCGGAUCUACUCCCGUUAUUGGUGGGAAUACUUUUUCUGUCAAGCCCCUCGACCAAACAAACGAUAAAUCCCGGAUCGUGCUGCCCUUCAGCUUCGCGUGGCCGAGGUCGUAUACGCUGAUUGUGGAGGCGUUGGACUUCAAUAAUGACUCAAGCACUGGCAGCAUAAAUGGACAAGUGAUCGAGAAAGCGGUGCAGUCGGGUAUGAUCAACCCGAACCGUCAGUGGCAGGUUCUGAAGCAUAAUGGUCCCGUGGCUCAGUUCCAGUACCAGAUUCGGGUGACCUGCGACGAGCACUACUUUGGCUUUGGCUGUAAUAAGUUCUGUCGGCCCAGAGACGACUUUUUUGGCCACUAUACCUGCGAUCACAAUGGAAACAAGACCUGUUUGGAGGGAUGGGCCGGCCCAGAAUGCAACACUGCUAUCUGUAAGCAGGGCUGCAGCAUUGAGCAUGGCUCCUGUAAAGUGCCUGGAGACUGCAGGUGUCUGUAUGGCUGGCAGGGUGAAUACUGUGAUCAGUGUAUUCCUCAUCCCGGAUGUGUCCAUGGAACAUGCGUCGAACCCUGGCAGUGCUUGUGUGACACCAACUGGGGAGGACAGCUUUGCGACAAAGACUUGAACACCUGUGGCACACUGCUGCCGUGUCUCAAUGGCGGCACCUGCAGUAACACAGGACCAGACAAAUACCACUGCGCCUGUCCUGACGGCUACUCUGGACAGAACUGCGAGAGAGCUGAUAACGCCUGUCUGUCGGAGCCCUGUCUGAACGGAGGCCUCUGUGUGGAGUCCAGUCUGGGCUUUGAGUGUCAGUGUGCGGCCGGCUGGACGGGACCCUCUUGCAGCAUCAAUGAAGACGACUGCAGUCCAAACCCGUGCAAUCACAGCGGUGUGUGUGUGGACCUGGUGGAUGGGUUCAAAUGCAUCUGCCCCGCGCAGUGGACCGGAAAGACCUGUCUCAUCGAUGCUAAUGAGUGUGAGGAAAGCCCGUGCGUCAAUGCCCACUCCUGCCGCAAUCUGAUUGGUGGAUACUUCUGCGAGUGCCUGCCUGGCUGGACGGGACAGAAUUGCGACAUCAAUGUCAACGACUGCCACGGCCAGUGUCUGAACGGAGGUUUGUGUAAGGAUCUGGUGAAUGGAUAUCGAUGUGUGUGCGCAGCAGGGUUUGCAGGCGAUCGCUGCGAGCGGGACGUGGACGAGUGCGCUAGUCGCCCCUGUCUGAAUGGCGGACGCUGCCAGGACACACUCAAUGGAUUCCAGUGUUUGUGCCCGCCUGGUUUCUCUGGUGUCACCUGUCAGCUGGACUUGGACUACUGUGAGAGUGGGCCGUGUCAGAACGGGGCUCAGUGCUUCAGUCUGACCUCAGAUUAUUACUGUAAAUGUCCAGAGGAUUACGAAGGCAAGAACUGCUCUCAGCUUAAAGACCACUGCCUCAUCACACCUUGCCAAGUGAUUGACAGCUGUACGGUGGCAGUGGUGUCGAACAGCACCCCAGGCGGUCUGAGGCUGAUCUCCUCCAGUGUGUGCGGUCCACACGGCCGCUGCCGCAGCCACAGCCACGCCGGAGGACACUUCAGCUGCGACUGUCAGGACGGCUUCACUGGGACCUACUGUCAUGAGAACAUCAAUGACUGUGAAAGUAGUCCUUGUCUCAGCGGCGGCACGUGCAUUGACAAAAUCAAUGCAUAUCAGUGUAUCUGUGCUGACGGAUGGGAAGGACCCAACUGUGAGACCAACAUUGACGACUGCCGCACGAACCCGUGUCGAGAUCGAGGAGUGUGUCGUGAUCUGGUCAAUGACUUUUACUGCGAGUGUGAAAACGGCUGGAAAGGAAAGACCUGUCACUCACGCGAGAGUCAAUGCGAUGAAGACACAUGCAACAACGGAGGCACAUGUUCAGAUGAAGGCGACUCUUUCAAGUGCUUGUGUUCACCUGGAUGGGAAGGAGCAACGUGUAAUAUAGCCAAGAACAGCAGCUGCCUGCCAAACCCGUGUGAGAACGGAGCCACGUGUGUGGUGACAGGCGACGGCUUCACCUGCGUCUGCAAAGAAGGCUGGGAAGGGCCCACCUGCAGCCAGAAUUCCAAUGAUUGCAACCCACAACCAUGUUAUAACAGUGGGACGUGUGUGGACGGGGAUAACUGGUACCGCUGUGAGUGCGCCAGUGGCUUUGCAGGACCAGACUGCCGCAUCAACAUCAAUGAGUGCCAGUCGUCUCCCUGUGCGUUCGGCUCUACCUGUGUGGAUGAAAUUAAUGGCUACCGCUGCUUGUGUCCACCAGGCAGAACUGGACUCAGAUGUCAGGAAGUCACAGGACGUCCAUGUGUGAUUGGCGGUCGGAUUGCUGUUGAUGGAGCAAAGUGGGCUGAAGAUUGCAAUACUUGCUACUGUCACAAAGGCAUUGUCACUUGUACUAAGCUGUUUUGUGGCCCUAAAGCGUGCCGUAUGCUUGGCUCGGGUCGAGGGGACUGUCCUCAGGGUCAGCUGUGUGUGCCAGUCCGCGAUGAACAGUGUUUCGUCAAGCCGUGUUCCUCUCAGGGCGAGUGCUGGUCUGCUCACCGGCCGGCCGUACGCACACACUGCCAACCUGACAGCCACUGCGCAAACGUCACCUUCACCUUCAACAAGGACACCAUGCCACAGGGGGUGACGGUGGAGCAGGUGUGUCGUGAACUCAGGCAUCUUUAUGUGGCAAAAAAUGUUACGUCUGAGUUUUCCAUCUCUGUGAGCUGUGAACUCUCGUCUGCAGCCAAUAACGAGAUCCAUGUGGCCAUCCAUGUGACUGAGGACGGCAUCCAUGGCCGGGUUCCUGUUAAGGAAAUUACAGACAACAUCAUUGAUCUGGUGAGCAAGCACAGCGCUAACAGCUCCGUCAUCGGCUCCAUCGCUGAGGUCCGAGUGCAGCGCAAACAACCGCAAAACCCCAACGUAGACUACAUGGUGCCAUUGCUGGUUUCAGUAGUAACUGCGAUCUGGGUUUUGGCCUUGGCAUCAGUGUUCCUGUGGUGCGUCCGUCAUCGCCGCAAACAAAGCUCCAGCGCCACCCCCAUUAACCCCACCAGCCCCUUCUCCGCAACUGAAGAAAACACGGUAAACAACGCCCGCGAGCAUCUCAACCAGAUCAAGAACCACAUCGAGAAAAACGCCUCCAAUGGCAGCCUGCCAGGAAAAGAAUUGCAUUGUGACGACAAAAACACAGUAAACGCCAAAAUCAGGACGCAAUUCCCUGAAUCUGACGCCAGUAGACGACUACAGAAAACACGGUUUCCACAGCAGCCGGCUUACAUGCUGGUGGACCGAGACGAUAGGUUGAGCUCCAACGGCACAGACGUAAAGAAACACCCACACUGGAUGAAUAAACGCGACAAUAGAGACCUUGAGUCGCAGCACCGGGUGCCAGAUUCACAGCACAGAGAUUUGGACUCGCAACACAGCUUGCAGAAAAUGGAGUAUAUCGUAUAGCGAUUGUUGCAUUCUCGGAAGGGCGAAGGAGCAUAAACCAAGACAUCUUUUGUAAAUCGGUAAGGUUAUUGUUAUAAGUGUUCGUUCAGGUGUUGCAGAACGACGGGCCACAGGCUGGUCCGGGUUUUUUUUGUAAUGUGCGUCAAUGUCUGAAGCUGCGUUGAACUUCUAGACAAAUCUACAAAAGCAGAACGAGAAUGGAGAGUCGUUCAAUUUUGAUAAUUGCCUGAAUCUCAUGAAGACGUUUCCUGGUCGCAGUUCAUCCCCUGAUUCGUAGAUAUGAACGUGUUCUUGUUGUUGACGUUUUGACAAUUUGUUCCCUGAAUUCUCAUUCCUAUAUAUAGUUUUUAUACUAAAUGCAAAUACUUUUUAUUAAAACCUUGCGAAACCAUUUCAGAACAUUUUAAAUUAUUCUAUAUUUUUUUUCAUUAUGUAAUUGUGAAUUACAGCAUGAUGUCUUUUUUAAACAUUGUUUUAAUGACA
Messenger RNA from Danio aesculapii, 4454 nucleotides. It is a transcript of the gene jag1a, whose product is annotated as jagged canonical Notch ligand 1a. Lineage: Eukaryota; Metazoa; Chordata; Actinopteri; Cypriniformes; Danionidae. Gene Ontology annotation, cellular component: membrane. Gene Ontology annotation, biological process: cell communication; Notch signaling pathway; multicellular organism development. The coding region runs from base 237 to 3971 and encodes 1244 amino acids. Gene Ontology annotation, molecular function: Notch binding; calcium ion binding. The transcript has 26 exons. The record is from RefSeq and is a predicted model, not a curated record.